CAAAGUGGGUUUUUACGCAAUACUUGGGUCAGCUGCAGAGUGUUUUACCCCACCCCCCAGUCUAUUGGAUGUCAGAAAAUUUACGUGGAUUCAAAAGCAACUGGAUGGAAGAAAUUUGAAUUUCGUGAGAAGUAGACAGUUGUAACCCUUGAUGCUACGAACUGCUGAGCUGAAAGGGAAAAGAAACUGAAAGAGCGUGUGGAGUAGACGCUGGGGAGUACUUAUUCUCCUUCUGCUCUUUCCCCUCUUUCCAAGCAUCUGCUUUUGGAUACUGUGGCACAACAUCUUGGGCUGGAUGUGUCCUGUGGAUAUGAUGUGCCUCUUCUUCCAUACGUGUAGCUUUUCUGAGAUACAGAAAGGGAAGUGAAAUGCUACUGUGCUUGUCUACCUAUGGUUUUUGGUCCUCCAUAUCUGAUAAUCAUGGGGUUUGGUCCACUUCUGUAUUUUUCAGUAUGUUGCCCAGCUGUUAGGGUAUUUAAAGAUUACUAACAACCCUAGCCGAUGCUUCUUAACACAAUUCGUAUAAAUGAGCAAUGCUUAAGGACUAGGACUUUUUUGAAAAGUAGUAACGGUGAUAAGGGUUACUCAGCUAAUGGAGAUAAAGAAUACAUUCAGGUUUAAAUUGCUUGUGUUGGCACAGCCUUCAUGCUGGGAUUACAUUGGCGUUGCAGAAAAGGGGAACAGACACUGAAAACCACGUGUACCAGGUUCUGUUGAUUUUGUGGGUGAUAACCUAUGCUGUGCCUGGUAUUUGCUGGCCUAAUAUGUACAAAUUAUUCUAGUCAGUCAGUAGGCAGUCUGUGAUCAUCUUAGAAUUGCCUUGGUGGCUGAGAUUAGGUCUUUGAAAUUCUUUAGAAGUAGUCUAGGUGAGCUGGGAGGGAUUAACUAAAGGUGAAAUUAAAAAAGCAGAAAGAGUCAAAGCCAUAUAUUAUCAUUACAUAUAAAGAAAUCAGUGAGUCCUGAUUUAUAGGAUUCGGGGAGGCCCAGAAAAUGUUAAAACAUUGGUUGAGAACCAACAGGUAAGUCCAGAAAUUGUGGAUCACGCACAUCUUGUCAGCCUGGCAGCUGUUUAGCCAAGCCUGAUAUGGACAAGGACCUCAGCAGAUGUGCACAAGGUACAGUAUGGUUUCAAGAAGCUGUAUGUCCACUAAUGGAAUGGAAACGAAGCAUUUUCAGGCUUCAGCAGAGAGAUUUUGGGGAAGGAUGAUGAAAGGUUUUUGGAAAUGUAUUGACUGUUGAUCGGAGCUAGAGGCACAGUGUCAGAGAGGUCUGGAGGUACCUGUUUGGCCAUUUGUCUUGGUGGUUACAGUAUACGUAUGUGACAAAUAGACUUGAAGUUGAAAGUGGGUAAGGACCGUGGGCUGUCUUGGUGUGUGCUGAUGAAGCAAGCUAGGUGUCACUACCAGAUGGCGUUUAAGAGGACUCUAGAAGGAGCUUAAGGUUUUUGUGUAGCUGUUACAGCUACAGAAAGGCAUCAGGAAUCAUACAGUGGCUCCAGCUUUUGAGGUCUCCCAGGAAAUAUCAAUAAAGGAACUAAGAGAUGGCAGCAGAUGAGUCACAGAAAGCUCAUAUUCUGCAACAAACUCCAGGUUGCUGAAUCCAGCAAGGGAGAUAAGUUUUGCAUAACUGUCAACAAGUCAAGCCUCAACAGACCUCUCACUGAAAAACUUAAAAAUUAAGAAGGCUUCAGUAGGAUUUGCAGCGUGACCAAGUGUAACAUAUAGGUCCCUCUGCUUUGAAUACAAGAAGGACAGCUGUGAAGAAAGCGGAGUUCUCUAAUCGCAUCAUGGCCAGACAGAUGCAUGGUUAAGUAGAUGACAGGCUACAUACCAGCCUGCUGGAGACCCACACACCCUCAUGCUCUGUUGUAUUGUCUAACCACAAUGUGGCUUUCAUGGUGCAUCAGGUAGCUAACCACUGCCCUGGGCAGGAUUCCGUGGUGUUAAUCAAAGACCUUCGCCUUUUGGAUUGACAGUGGCAAAGCGCAGUUGGCCUGCGUGUUUUGUGGUGCAUUGUUGUUUGAUGUCUUUCUGCAUGCUUGCUUUUCAGGCAAGGAUAAGUAGGCACUCUAAAUAUUAUGCAAAAGAUGCACAGCUGUCUGCAAACCUGUUCCAGUUUUGUAUGUGAUAGGAGUUUUUGUUUCACGGAAUAUUGCCACCAUCUCUAUAUUUCUGUAUUCUUAAUUUUUCAUCAAUUAAAAACAUUUGAUACCAUUGCCCACUGUACCACAGGCACACCCCUGCAUUCACACUGGAAAGGGUUAAAGCUGACCCAACUACUGUCAUGCUACUUUGACCCUUCUCCACCAAAUACUUAGUGGAGAAUUCAGAAACUAUUCUCAGUAUAUGAAUUCACCACGGUGGGCUCAUCAACCUAAGGCAGGACUGCAGGACCCCAUGGAUCGGUGGCACCCAGACCUCUCUUUGGAGCUUAUAAGUUUUAGCCCAAAUAAUAAUAAAAGCACAAAUAAUAAGGUCCGUAGUUACAGAGAUCCGUGGUUUAUAAAACCGUGUGAGCUGGAAGGCUUAUGAUUAAGAGAAGGCCUGAGUGCACAAUACUUCAGUUGAAAUGUGUAUGGAGAGGAGGAGAAUGCUGUGUAUGCCUUAGCAGUACUACUGCUGUGCUUUCCUUCAGGGAAGCAUCCAAAUAAUUCCUUGUGGUACGUACAAAUAGUGGAAUGUUUAGUUCCUUGUAUUUCAUUGAAACCAUUACACAAACAAAGCUUAGGUCUAAUAGCACAAAAAUAUAUUUCUUGCCAUGUAAAAGAUGCCAUAUACCAUGUGAGUUAUUCAAGUGUAGGUGACCUUGCAGUGCACAUCAUCGUGUCUAAACAUGGUUUCAGAAAGUAUCACCAGGACUGUGGGUGUCACACUAGUAGCCCGAAUUUCUGGUCUUGUCUUGGUGGCAGAGCUAUUUUAUCUGUGGAAGGAGCAAGGUCUCCCAGACUGGAAGCCUUGAUACCUGAACUGCCACACACAGUUUGAGCUUGGUGAGGCUUUUGACAGAGAGUUGUCAAAUCUGAGCACUUACCUGCCUCUUUCCAAGUCCUCUUCAGCCUGCUAAAGAAUUAAAUUAGGUUACUUUGAUGUGAUCUGUUCUUUUUAUGGUGUUUCUCCCCCAUCUCUUCUUGGUGCAUAAAAAUCCGAUGGGAGUAAAUAAAAAUACGUUUAUUGUACAAAUAAUGGCUUCCACAGCUUAUCACACAAACCUUCCAUGCUCAUUAUUUUUCAGCUAACUUUUUACACUUUUCUUUCUUAAUCUUUGCAAGCAGUAGUGUUCUCCUUGCUACUUCCGUACGUCCGACUUCAUACGCGCUUGAAACGCUGAUGAAACUGAAGGCUGCAGCCAGCGGCAGGAUGGAGCAGACACCGGGGCUUUGUUCAGCCACUGAGCUGGUCACACCUGUGUUGGUCUUCUGGGACAGAGCAUCCUAAAGAGCUCCACAAGGGGAAGAGACCACAGCAAAGUCCAAGAGAAUGAAGAGACACAAGUGUCCCUACAAAUGUCCUGCACGAAGGAAGAUCUUGAUCCUAUGUUUUACGGGGUGGCUGAUAGCACUGCUGAAGCUCCUCCAUGUUGAAAGACACUUUUUUCCCUCUAAGGGCAUUUAUUUGGUUGAACACUUCUUGAGCACUUCUUCUUACGUUAGAAACAGGUAUUCCUAUCUUAGAAAUGAGUUCCACUAUGAAAUUAAUUGUUCAUCUAUAUAUGAACAAGAUCCCCAUGAAAUUGGCAAGAGUUUAGAGAUAAGAAGAAAAGAGAUCAUUGAUUUAGCUGAUGAAGAUGUCAUAGCAAUGACGAGUGAUUGCCACGUGUAUUAUUCACUUAGGAAAUAUGACCUGAAACCUGUUUCUCCUGAGGAAGAGAAUUUUCCAAUCGCCUAUUCUUUGGUUGUUCACAAAGAUGCAGUAAUGGUAGAAAGGCUCAUCCAUUCACUGUACAGCCAUCACAAUAUUUACUGCAUCCAUUAUGACCAAAAAGCAGCAAAAAGUUUCAAAUCUGCUAUGAAAAAUCUAGCUAAAUGUUUCCCCAAUAUUUUCAUUGCGUCAAAACUGGAGACAGUGGAUUAUGCACAUAUUUCACGGCUUCAAGCAGAUUUUAAUUGUUUAUCCGAUUUGAUGGACUCCUCAGUUCCCUGGAAGUACGUUAUUAAUUUGUGUGGCCAGGAUUUCCCUUUGAGGUCAAAUUUUGAGCUGGUUGCUGAACUGAAGAAACUUGGUGGAGGAAACAUGCUGGAAACUAUGAAGCCAAGCAGUAGCAAAAGAGAACGAUUUACUUAUCACUAUGAACUUAUGAAAGUGCCUUAUGAGUACAUGCAAAUGCCUGUAAAAACCAAUAUUUCCAAGAAUCCACCACCUCAUAAUAUUGAGGUAUUUGUAGGCAGUGCCUAUUUUGUUUUAAGCCGAGCGUUUAUUCAAUAUACCCUCAAAAGCUCUGUUGCAAAAGAUUUUUUUGAGUGGUCAAGGGACACAUACUCUCCAGAUGAACAUUUCUGGGCCACUCUUGUACGUGUUCCUGGGGUCCCUGGAGAAGUUCCAAGGUCAGCCCAGGACAUAACAGAUCUACAAAGCAAAACUCGUCUCGUGAAAUGGAAUUAUCUUGAAGACCAUUUGUAUCCUCCCUGCACUGGUACACACCUUCGCAGUGUCUGCAUCUAUGGGGCCGCAGAAUUAAGAUGGCUUCUGAAUUACGGGCACUGGUUUGCCAACAAGUUUGAUUCUAAAGUAGACCCUGUUUUGGUGAAAUGCUUGGCAGAAAAACUAUCAGAACAACAGAAAGAGUGGGUAUAUCUGUCCUCUGACAAAUACUUUCUGCACAUAAAUUCUAUGAAUGCCUCGCUAUAGCAGCGCUGUCUUCCUUGAUGUCAGUACUGUGUACUGUUACAGCACAGCACCUGCAGUUCCUCUGUCUUGACCUGCUGCAGGAUGUUAGCGAGCGAAACAUCCAUCCUGCAUAAAGUUCAGAGCCCUGGAGAGCCAGGUGCCUGGCCAUUUGUCUAUGAAAAGCCAUGCCUCUCUGAUUAAAUGUUUUGUAACUUGCCACAAAUGCUGUAAUUGUUCUUCAGGGUGACUCCGAGAGGGUGAGGUUUUCUUUUGGAGGCUCUGGCGCUGUCUGUCCCAAUGGAGUAGUUCAGAAACGUGUUUUACAUCAAGUGUGUUUGCUUCUUUCAUAAGAAACUCCAAUGCAUCUGUCUGCCUGUACCCUUUCUCUUCUUUUUUGUUUUUCUUAAACAUAUGAAACAAAGAACUCUGUAUCUGCUACCUCAGGAAAGCUGGAGCUGCCCAGCUCAGGGACAAAACCAAGAGAUCAGCACGACACCAAAUGAGCCAUGUGGCCUCGACGGAAGUCCCAAACUUCCCAUCUGUGGGAGCUAACAAAGAUCUUUGCAAUGUGAAUAUGACUGGAUGAUAUAAGGGAAAGAAGAUAUUUAGAACUGUAUUGUCCAUAGCAUUAUUCACUUUUUCCAGCUCAUCUAUGCGUUACUUUUCCUUCUGUGAAGUGUAUGCUCAGGUGCCAUGCCAUGCCUAUGAAAUUAGUGGUGGCUGACUUAAACAGAAGUACGUGGUGUUAUUCUUCAGAGUCAGUAUAUGAGCAUGCCCUAAGGGCCAUCUCUGCAGUCCCUUAGAGUAGAUAUCCAUGCCAAAAUAAGUCAGUCUUUAUGUCUAUCUCUGCCUAUAGAGGUAUUGUCCUAUGAAAUCCCAAUUCUGUUGAGACAGUAGGUCUACACACAAUGGAUAACAAGUGCUGUGUUGAAAUGCAAAAUGUGAAGUUGAGAGCUAUAAGAAUAGCCAUAUUACAGAAAUUAACACCCUGUUUAGAAAUGUCUCUCCGUACUCCUCUCGUGGCUUUGCACCACCAUGAUCCCAGGCUGACAAGAUAUUUCUCCUGUUAACGAAGCUGCCUGGAAGCCUCCUUGCAGGUGGGCUCACCAUGCUACAGUGUGAGGGAAGUGUUCAUUAGUGCUGGGGUCUCUGCAGAAACACACUUGCAACUCCGAGGUGCUCCUUGGCAUUUGGGGGGUUUCUCUGCAACAUUGUUCUGCCCCAAGUUCAGUUUCAGUGGUUCCAGUGGACCCUGGAGUCUAGCUUGCUGCAUGCAGCUGUCCUCUUUCUGCCCAUCUGGCUUUUAUAAAGGGACCUCUUCCUAUGAGUGACUUCGAGAUAUCUGGUCUUAUCAGUCCACUAAUUGCUGCAGUAACAAUCAUGUCUCAUACACAUGAGAAGUCUGUGUGCUUAUUUCAGUUGAAAGGACCAGGUAGUUUUUUGGUCUCGGUUUUUGUCUAUAAAUUUAGUCAUGGUCAAGUCAUCUGUGGCUUAAGAUUGGAUUUGAGAAUCAGGAGUCAUGGGCCUUUUUUCUCAUUCAUAGCAGUAAUCUCCUCCUAUAAGACUUCAGACAAGUCAUCUGAGUUUUCUGUUUCAGCUGUUCCAGCUGUAAAAUGGGAACAAAGAUGUUCUAUUAUCUUGCUAAGCACUCCAAAAUCUAUGGGUAUGUGGUUUGGUUGUACAGUACCAAUUGCUUAUCAAAGUAUUUAUAGAGCCUGUGGCCGCACAGGUCAAGUAUUUCUUUGAUGUACUGUCUCUGAAAUAAAUGGGGAUAAUUUUUUGAAGUGUGUGUUGCUUACUUCAGUGACUUGCUGUGUCUGCCCAAGGCUGUCUUGACUCGAUGUGAUUUAUAGACAUUGACGGUAUUUAGAGAUGCAUACAUCAGUA
Molecule: messenger RNA, 6710 nt
Organism: Cuculus canorus (common cuckoo)
Lineage: Eukaryota; Metazoa; Chordata; Aves; Cuculiformes; Cuculidae
Gene: GCNT4
Product: glucosaminyl (N-acetyl) transferase 4
Exons: 2
Coding region: 3477-4844 (455 amino acids)
Cellular component (GO): membrane
Molecular function (GO): acetylglucosaminyltransferase activity
Source: RefSeq, a predicted model, not a curated record